Molecule: messenger RNA, 2968 nt
Organism: Oppia nitens
Lineage: Eukaryota; Metazoa; Arthropoda; Arachnida; Sarcoptiformes; Oppiidae
Gene: exd
Product: homeobox protein extradenticle-like
Exons: 8
Coding region: 1664-2887 (407 amino acids)
Biological process (GO): regulation of transcription by RNA polymerase II; embryonic organ development; animal organ morphogenesis
Cellular component (GO): nucleus
Molecular function (GO): DNA-binding transcription factor activity, RNA polymerase II-specific; RNA polymerase II cis-regulatory region sequence-specific DNA binding
Source: RefSeq, a predicted model, not a curated record
AACUGGUAAUCUCCUCGCGCGCUCUCUUCAAUAGCUCUGGCUGUCCAUCAAAAUAAAACUUUUGCUAACUGAGCGCUAGUAGUAGUGUUGUGUUUGUAACAGACUGACAGACUCUCUCUGUAUAGUAGUGUAUACAUACUGUACAUACAGUUUUUGAUAGACAACAACACUGUGUGUGUAUGUAUGACUGAUUUGCCAUUGAUUUGCAAUACUAGUGCUUAAAACACUGUUUGAUAAGCACUGAGAGGACUGUUGUGUUUGUGUUUGUUGUGUAUAAUAUAUCUAUCAGUCGAGUCAGUCAUUCAUUCAUUCAUUCAUUCAAUUCAUUUAAGUUAUAUCACUCUCACUCUCAUUGAUUUACAAUAGAAUGAUAUGUCUCUCAAUUGUCUAACAAUUAUUAUUAGUAGUAAUAGUAAUACUAAUAAUAAUAAUAAUAAUAAUAUUUGUUUGUUAUUGUCAUUACAACAACAAUGAUAACAACGACAACAAUAACAACAUCAACAUCAACGACAACAACGCGAUGACUGCUAUUAUCAAUAUUGCUGUCACACACUGUCACAUGUGUACCACCACUGUUGUUGUCGUUGCUGACAAUUGAAGACAUCAAACAAAAUUAAAUGAUAGACCAAUCAGUCAAAAAUUAAUGGAUAAUUAGUGUCAACAAUAAAAAUAAAAUAAUUUUUAUUUUCAAUUUGUAAACAAACCGCCAAAUUGUUUGUGUGUUUUUUUGAUUAGUGGUGACAUAUGCCGUGUCUUAUUAUUCCUCAUCAGCUAAGACAGCAGCCAUCAAUCAGUUGACACAUCAAUAAUAUAUAUAUAUAUACAUUGUUUGUCAUCAUCAUCAACCCAUCACCGACACUAACCACUUAAAAGUAGACAACUGUCUAAUUAUUAUUAUUGUUGUUGAUGUGUGCGGUGUGUCUAAUCUGAUCCCAAUCACCAUCUGAUCUGUCAAUUAAUUAAAAUUGAUUUUUUAAAAUUAUCACUAAAUCUAAUUUGUUUAACCAAUUGGAUGCGAGAGAGAGAGAGAGAGAGAGAGACAUACUCGCGAAGAUACAUCACUACCAUCACUUGUGACACACAUAUAGUAAACAAUACGAGAGAGAGUCGUGCGAUUUGUGACAACAAAUAAAAAAAACAAAGACAACAAUAUUGUCAUUAAAUAAUAAUAAUAAUAAACAAAACAACAAAAAAAAACAAGACUUUCUUGUUUUUGUUGCAAAUAAGACACACAAUAACCGCAACGGUUUAAUCAACCGAAACUAAAUCACAAAAAAUAGAAAACACGUGCAGUUUCGGUGUGUGUUAUAUAUAUAUAUAUACCGCUCUCGCGCGCACCCGAUUCACGCGACCCGUGGAACUGGUCGGGAACUGGUGGUGGCCAACAUUUUUUUUUAGUGAAGGAUUAAUUAACACUCAAUAAACAAAAAAUAGUGAAAAACUUUUUAUUUUAAGAUAAUAAUAAUUGAUUGGCCAAUAAUCGGCAAUUGAAUCAAUCAAAUCAAAGCGGACACCCAAUUGAUUGUUGAAAUUGUGUCCAUAUUUGACUCAUCGGCACCGGGAGACUAUAUUACCGCCGCCGCCGCAAACUUUAUUAUUAGUGUUUUUUAAAUAAAUUUUUUUUUAAAAAUUAAUAAAAUAAUUGUGUGUUUUUCAUCAUAUUAUGGACAAUAGCCGACACUCUCAUUCGCUAUCCAUAAUGCAUGCCGUCUCACAACAAAUGUCUGCCCACGUAGUACCGCAGCCGCCGCACGGCUACGGCGGACUAAGCGACCUAUCGACGGCUGGCCAGACAGGAGGCAACGGUGACGGCGGAGUCGGCGGCGCCGAUCAACGUAAACACGAUAUAUCGGAAAUAUUGCAACAAAUUAUGAACAUAACUGACCAAAGUCUCGAUGAGGCUCAGGCCAGGUCUGUAUUGUCAUCAAAUAACAGGAAGCAUACAUUGAACUGUCAUCGCAUGAAACCGGCCCUAUUCAGCGUACUGUGCGAGAUCAAGGAGAAGACAGUAUUGAGCUUAAGAAACACUCAGGAAGAGGAACCGCCGGAUCCACAACUGAUGCGUUUAGACAACAUGUUGAUCGCCGAAGGAGUGGCCGGACCCGAAAAAGGUGGCGGCAAUUCGGCCGCUGCUACGGCAGCCGCUGCCGCCGCCGCUGGCCAGUCGGGCGGCGAAAAUGCUAUCGAGCACUCGGACUAUAGGGCCAAACUCGCACAAAUCAGAACCAUUUAUCACCAGGAGCUUGAAAAAUAUGAACAGGCCUGCAAUGAGUUUACAACACAUGUAAUGAAUCUGUUACGAGAACAGAGUCGGACGCGUCCGAUAACACCCAAAGAAAUUGAACGGAUGGUCCAAAUCAUACAUAAAAAGUUUAAUUCAAUUCAAGUACAGCUCAAACAAAGCACCUGUGAAGCUGUUAUGAUCCUCAGGUCCAGGUUUUUGGAUGCCAGGAGAAAACGGCGAAACUUUAGCAAACAGGCGACAGAAAUAUUAAAUGAAUAUUUUUAUUCACAUUUGAGUAAUCCGUAUCCGAGUGAAGAAGCCAAGGAAGAGUUAGCCCGAAAGUGUAGUAUUACUGUAUCUCAAGUAUCCAAUUGGUUUGGAAACAAGAGAAUUAGGUAUAAGAAAAACAUCGGCAAAGCUCAAGAAGAAGCCAAUCUAUACGCCGCCAAAAAAGCUGCUGGUUCGUCCCCAUACGGUUUAACGCCAUCAUCACAGGGCUCAGGGAAUAUAAUGAGUCCGCCGCCACCACCCGGUAGCUCACAGGAUGGAUGGUCUAUGAAUGGUGAUUAUGGAAGUCAGGCCCAUAGGCACGGAGGCUAUUCCUCAGAUGGCAGUUCAGGAGGCAUGUAUGAGACCGGUAUGCAUCAGGUCUCACCUCUUUGAGAGACAAACAAAACAAAACAAAACAAACAAAAAGUGUUAUACACUCCUGACAUCACAUUUUUUAAUUUAAAAAAAAAUGUU